Molecule: messenger RNA, 2429 nt
Organism: Salmo salar (Atlantic salmon)
Lineage: Eukaryota; Metazoa; Chordata; Actinopteri; Salmoniformes; Salmonidae
Gene: pabpc1l
Product: poly(A) binding protein, cytoplasmic 1-like
Molecular function (GO): RNA binding
Source: RefSeq, a predicted model, not a curated record
GACUACUUUUUAACGCGGAGGAUUAGUCGGGCCGUGUCAUUAUCAUAGUUUAUAAAUAGGUCAUUGAAGAAUAUUCAUGGUCGCGGAGUGAAAAGGCAGGUGUUUCACGGCAAUUAUCAAAUUAAAACAAACAUUUUACGAAGUUUUAGGCCAGAACUUUUUAAAUUAAAGAAUUUGAGCUGUUUCCACCUUGGCCAAUUCAAUAAGGAUGAACAGCAGUGGUCAGUCAUACCCAUUGGCCUCCCUCUACGUAGGGGACCUGCAUCCUGACGUCACAGAGGCCAUGCUCUACCAGAAGUUCUCUCCUGCUGGGCCCAUCACAUCCAUCCGCGUCUGCCGUGAUGUCAUCACUCGCAGGUCCCUAGGAUACGCAUACAUCAACUUCCAGCAACCUGCUGAUGCGGAAUGUGCUCUGGAUACAAUGAACUAUGAGGUCCUCAAGGGUAGGCCUAUCAGAAUAAUGUGGUCUCAGCGCGACCCAGGGCUACGGAAGUCAGGAGUUGGAAACAUUUUUAUCAAGAACAUGGACGAGUCCAUUGACAACAAGGCCCUGUAUGACACAUUCUCAGCCUUUGGGAAUAUUCUGUCUUGCAAGGUUGUGUGUGAUGAGAAUGGCUCCAAAGGCUACGGCUUUGUUCACUUUGAGACCCAAGAGGCAGCCAAUCGUGCCAUUGAUACCAUGAAUGGAAUGCUAUUGAAUGACCGGAAAGUGCUAGAGACAGGUAGUGACUCUGGCAUUGCAGACCCAAAGGCCCAUUUCCUGGGGGGGAAAUGUCAGUUGUCCACGAUUAGUUUUGUUGGCCACUUUAAGUCCCAUAAGGAGCGACAGGCUGAGUUUGGGGCCAAAGCCAUGAAGUUCACCAAUGUGUACAUCAAGAACUUUGGCGAUGACUAUAGUGAUGAGAAACUCCAGGAGGUCUUCUCUGCAUUUGGCAGGACCCUCAGUGUGCGGGUGAUGAUGGACGAAAGGGGCCGGUCUCGUGGAUUUGGCUUUGUAAACUAUGAAAACCACGAGGAUGCACAAAGGGCAGUUGAGGAGAUGAAUGGGAAAGAACUCGUUCCUGGCCGAGUUCUGUAUGUGGGCCGUGCUCAGAAGAGGAUGGAGCGACAGGGGGAGCUGAAACGCAAGUUUGAGUUGAUCAAACAGGAACGUAUCCACCGCUAUCAGGGGGUCAAUUUGUACGUCAAGAACUUGGAUGAUGGGUUGGACGAUGAGAAACUCAGGAAGGAGUUUGCCCCUUAUGGCACCAUCACCAGUGCCAAGGUGAUGACGGACGGUGGCCACAGCAAGGGCUUUGGCUUUGUCUGUUUCUCGUCUCCCGAGGAGGCCACCAAAGCGGUAACUGAGAUGAACGGCCGCAUCGUGGCCACAAAGCCGCUGUACGUGGCUCUGGCCCAGCGCAAGGAGGAGCGGAAGGCUAUCCUCACCAACAAAUACAUGCAGAGGACCAUGCCUGGCCCAGUCAUCGACUCCUACCAGCAGGCAGGCUACUACAUGUCUGCUGUGCCUCAGCCCCCAAGUCGCACCUUCUACAACCCCAACCCUGUGAGCACCAUGAGGACAUCUCCUCGCUGGGCUGCACAGCCACCCAGACCACAGGCACCCUACUCGGGCCAGUUUGUCAGGUCUGCUGUUCCCCGACGCGCCUCCACCCCCAUCAGCACCGUCAGACAGGCCUCCACCCAGGCUCCACGCAUCAUCAACUACACACAGAGGAUGGCUAACAUUGGCACACAGACAGCAGGAGGUCGGGCAGGCAUGUCUGGUGGUAUGGUCCGAGGCACCCAGUAUAAAUACUCAUCAGGGGUGAGGAACUUACAGCAGGUCAUCACUAUGCCCGCACCAAUGGCAGUGCAGCAGGUUGUUACCCAGCAGAUGAUGGAACCAGCGGUGCAUGUCAGAGGCCAGGAACCCCUCACUGCCUCCAUGCUGGCUGCAGCCCCUCUCAUGGAGCAGAAACAGCUGCUUGGUGAGCGAUUGUACCCUCUGAUCCAUGGCUUUCACCCCAACCUGGCUGGUAAAAUCACUGGGAUGCUGCUGGAGAUUGACAACUCUGAGCUGCUGCACAUGCUGGAGUCACCCGAGUCCCUGCAUUCUAAGGUGGAUGAGGCGGUAGCUGUGCUGCAAGCCCACCAGGCCAAGGAAAACUCUCCUAAGAAGUAGAGAACCCUUUCAGGACACUGCAAAGAAAUCGCUGAAGGAGGAAAAAGUUAAAACGAACAAAAAAAAAGUAAAAUGCUGUAAAAGGGGGGAAAAAAAUGAAGUUUUGUAAAUGGCACUUUUGAUUCAAAUCUGAGAAUUUAAUUAAAAUGUAUAUCUAUGGGGAAGAAAACCCAUUGCAAACAGCUUAUGUUUAUUCUACUUUUUGUUUAAAAAGAAAUGUAAAAUAAGAAAAUAAAGUCUUGGUGUUUUGUGCAUUGAACCUGUA